AACAUUAAAAUCUUGUCUAAAUAUCGAGGAAAAACAAACAACUCCAAACUUAGCCUUGUCUAUCUAGGGCUCGGAUUUGAUUCCAUUUAUCGAUAAACAUGAAUCCCUAACCAUAAACGGACCGGCAUAUGAUUUUCAAUUAUCAGAUAUAAUGUCGACCGGUCUUUAUCGUUGAAGAUAGAUUACAAGUCUGAUUAAUCGUAGUCAUCCAUAGAUAAAGGAGCUUUAUAAAUAAAAAGCAGCUUUAUCCUUUAAAGAGAAUUUUUCUGUGACGAGGACCUAUAUCUAUCCUCGCGUCGCGACUUGUCGUCUUCGUCUCAAAUCUCAAUCCUCUUCGAAGCACACAACAUCAUAUUCCUCCUCGCAUCCCUCUCCUUCGCUCCGAGAUAUUCUGACUUCUGAAAACAUCGCCGCCGUCUCCAAUUCGAUGGCGUUCCUUGUCCGAUCGCCGGAUAUACCCACACGAAUCUUCUCCGAUUCGAAUUCGAGUGCAAGUCACGCGUUUACGAGGAGGAGAGGUACGGUUUCCGCGAGAGUUUCGUCUAGUUUCAUGAUUCAGAAAUCCAGAUUAUACGCCAAAUUCUCAGCUCCGGCGAAAGAAGACUGCAAGAUUAGCAGACAUGAUGAGGAGAAUAAAGAGAGCUACUACGUGAAUAAGGGUCACGCCGUUCAGUGCCUCAGAGAGGAGCUUCCUUCCUUGUUCCUCAAAGAUCCCAGCUUCCACAUUUACAGGGAUGAUAUUGUGUUUCGAGAUCCUAUGAACACCUUCAUGGGGAUUGAUAACUACAAAUCCAUGUUCUGGUGGUUGCGUUUCCUUGGAAGGAUCUUCUUCAAAGCACUCUGCGUCGACAUUGUUAGUAUUUGGCAACCCACAGAUAACACUCUCAUGAUUCGAUGGACUGUUCACGGGGUUCCUCGUGGUCCCUGGGAGACUCGUGGUCGUUUUGAUGGCACUUCCGAGUAUAAGUUCGAUAAGGAUGGGAAGAUUUAUGUUCACAAAGUCGAUAACAUCGCUAUUAACUCGCCUCCAAAGUUUCAAAUGCUCAGUGUUCAAGACCUUGUUGAAGCCAUUACCUGCCCUUCCACACCCAAGCCGACGUAUUUUGAGUUUAAAGACUCGUCAUCAUCAUCUUCGGAAACAUACUAGUGUGCAUAGUCUUUUUGUGUGGUUAUAGAUAUAGAGUAAUGAGAAGCUAUGGGACUAUAGUUUGGUGUGUAAUAAUAUAUAGAUGAAGAAGAAUGAAAUAAAACAAACAAAAGCGUUUUUGUGUGUAUAAUCAAGACAAGCUUGUGUA
Messenger RNA from Brassica napus (rape), 1295 nucleotides. RefSeq lists its product as uncharacterized. The transcript is spliced from 2 exons. NCBI's taxonomy places the organism in Eukaryota, Viridiplantae, Streptophyta, Magnoliopsida, Brassicales, Brassicaceae. The record is from RefSeq and is a predicted model, not a curated record. The coding region runs from base 428 to 1147 and encodes 239 amino acids.